Messenger RNA from Microthlaspi erraticum, 555 nucleotides. The record is from the annotation of a GenBank genome assembly. Lineage: Eukaryota; Viridiplantae; Streptophyta; Magnoliopsida; Brassicales; Brassicaceae.
AUGGCGUCAAACACCAGCGACGACUCCCAGCAAAGACCAAGGCAGAGAAACGGACCGCCUCCGCCGCGUCGACAAGGGAGAAACCCGCCGCCUCCGUCGUCGUCAACGCGAACUCAGUAUCAGCCUCAGCAGCAACAACAGCAGACGACUCAGGGCGUGCAGGAGAAGAGGAAACCGGUGUUCGUCAAGGUGGAUCAGCUUAAACCGGGCACGAAGGGCCACACUUUGACCGUUAAGGUCGUCGAUCAGAAUCUCGUUCCUCAGAAGCCCGGCGCUGCCUCUUCUCACCUCCGACCUGCUCGGAUCUCUGAGUGUCUUGUUGGUGACGAGACUGCUUCCAUCCUCUUUACCGCUCGCAACGAUCAAGUGGACUUGAUGAAGCCAGGAACAACAGUGAUACUCAGGAACGCAAAGAUAGAUAUGUUCAAGGGAUCGAUGAGGCUUGCUGUUGACAAAUGGGGUCGUGUCGAGGUCACUGAACCGGCUGAGAUAACUGUGAAAGAGGACAACAAUCUGUCCCUUGUGGAGUAUGAGCUCGUCAAUGUUGAUGAAUGA